Molecule: messenger RNA, 732 nt
Organism: Quercus lobata
Lineage: Eukaryota; Viridiplantae; Streptophyta; Magnoliopsida; Fagales; Fagaceae
Product: putative nuclease HARBI1
Exons: 3
Coding region: 1-732 (243 amino acids)
Source: RefSeq, a predicted model, not a curated record
AUGGGUCCACAAGUUUUUCAAGGUUUGUGUGACAUUUUGCGAAGAGAUGGUGAUCUUCAAGACACACAGCGUGCCACAGUUGAAGAGGCACUUGAUGGAAUACAUGUUCGUGUCAAAGUGUCUAAUGAGGAUGCACCAAGAUAUCGGGGUAGGAAGGGCUACACAACACAAAAUGUGUUGGCAGCAUGCUCAUUUGAUUUAAAAUUCACAUAUGUAUUACCAGGUUGGGAAGGAACUGCUUCUGAUUCAAGAAUAAUAAAGAAUGCUUUAACUAGAAACGAUAACUUAAAAAUCCCACAAGGAUACAUGAAUAGAAGUCGUUUGAUUGCACCUUAUAGGGGAGUGCGUUAUCAUUUAAAAGAGUACUCUGUUCGUCCCCCUGAAAAUGCUAAAGAAUUGUUUAAUUUGCGACAUGCAUCAUUGCGUACUGCUAUUGAAAGAGCAUUUGGUGUACUUAAAAAAAGAUUUCCUAUCAUAGCAAGUACUACAGAGCCUAAUUAUUGUGUUGACACACAAAAUGAAAUUAUUUUAGCAUGUUGCAUACUUCAUAAUUAUUUAAUGGGUGUCGAUCUUGAUGAAAGUCUUAUUGCUGAAGUUGAUGAAGAGGUUUUGCAUUUUCAUCGUAAACGUGUGGCCCCUACUUCAGGAGAAGAUGAUGAGGAUGCUAGGCAAGGAGAUAUUAUAAGAGAUUCUAUAGCAUUAGCCAUGUGGCAAAACUAUGUCCAAAUGUGA